Talpa occidentalis (Iberian mole) is the source of this 2400-nucleotide messenger RNA. Its product is annotated as protocadherin alpha-11-like. The record is from RefSeq and is a predicted model, not a curated record. The coding region runs from base 10 to 2400 and encodes 796 amino acids. Gene Ontology annotation, molecular function: calcium ion binding. NCBI's taxonomy places the organism in Eukaryota, Metazoa, Chordata, Mammalia, Eulipotyphla, Talpidae. The transcript has a single exon. Gene Ontology annotation, cellular component: plasma membrane. Gene Ontology annotation, biological process: homophilic cell-cell adhesion.
UUAUUUUAGAUGUCAAUGUCCUAUGCGAUGUUCCGAUCUCAAAGAAGGGGAUUAGUUUCUCAGCGACUGCUGAUGUCGCUUCUGCUCCUCGCAGCCUGGGAGACGGGCAGCGGCCAGAUCCGCUACUCGGUCCCCGAGGAGGCCAAACACGGCACCUUCGUGGGCCGCAUCGCGCAGGACCUGGGGCUGGAGCUGGCCGAGCUGGUGCCCCGCCUGUUCCGCCUGGCGUCCAAGGGCCGCGGGGACCUUCUGGAGGUAAACCUGCAGAAUGGCAUUCUGUUUGUGAAUUCUCGGAUCGACCGCGAGGAGCUGUGCGGGCGGAGCGCGGAGUGCAGCCUGCACCUGGAGGUGAUCGUGGACAGGCCGCUGCAGGUGUUCCACGUGGAGGUGGAGGUGAGGGACAUUAACGACAACCCGCCUGUGUUCUCUCUCAGAGAACAAAAGCUGUUGAUAUCGGAAUCUAAGCAACCCGAUUCUCAUUUUCCUCUAGAGGGAGCUUCUGAUGCGGACAUAGGAGAGAAUGCUCAGUUGACCUACAAACUAAGUCAAAAUGAGUAUUUUUCUUUGGAAUUACCAACAAGUAUCAAGCCAAGUAAAAGACUAUCACUUACAUUAAAGAAGUCUCUGGAUAGAGAGAAAACUCCUGAACUCAGUUUGCUACUGACUGCUGCGGAUGGGGGCAAACCGGCGCUCACAGGCACCGUUCAGCUCUUUGUCGGUGUCUUGGAUAUUAACGACAAUGACCCGGAAUUUGAUCAAUCAGAAUACAAGGUAAGACUGAUGGAAAACGCAGUUAAAGAAACUUUUGUGAUAAAGGUAAAUGCUACAGAUCGAGAUGAAGGCGUCAAUGGAGAGGUAACAUACUCCUUGAGGUCGAUUAAGCCCAGUGGAAAACAGUUAUUUACACUGGAUGAAAAUAAUGGAGAAGUGAGGGUCAAUGGAACUUUAGAUUAUGAAGAAAACAAGUUUUAUGAAAUUGAAGUAGAGGCCACAGAUAAGGGGAAUCCUCCAAUGGCAGGUCACUGUACAAUCUGGAUAGAAAUCUUAGACGCCAAUGACAAUGCUCCUGAAAUCACCGUGACUUCUUUGUCUCUCCCACUGCCAGAGGACACGGAGCCUAAUACAGUCAUUGCGCUUAUCAGUGUGUCAGACCAAGACUCCGGGGCCAAUGGACAGGUGACUUGCUCUGUAACACCCAACGUCCCCUUCAAGCUGGUGUCCACCUUCAAGAACUACUAUUCGCUGGUGCUGGACAGCGCCCUGGACCGCGAGAGCGUGCCGAGCUACGGGGUGGUGGUGACCGCGCGCGACGGGGGCUCGCCUCCGCUGUCGGCCACGGCCAGCGUGUGGGUGGAGGUGGCCGACGUGAACGACAACGCGCCCGCGUUCGCGCAGCCCGAGCACACGGUGUUCGUGAGGGAGAACAACGCGCCCGGCCGCCACAUCUGCACGCUGUCGGCGCGCGACCCCGACGCGCAGGAGAACGCGCGGGUGUCCUACUCGCUGGUGGAGCGGCGGGUGGGCGAGCGCGCGCUGUCGAGCUACGUGUCGGUGCACGCGGAGAGCGGCCGGGUGUUCGCGCUGCAGCCGCUGGACCACGAGGAGCUGGAGCUGCUGCAGUUCCAGGUGAGCGCGCGCGACGCGGGCGUGCCGCCUCUGGGCAGCAACGUGACGCUGCAGGUGUUCGUGCUGGACGAGAACGACAACGCGCCCGCGCUGCUGCCGGGCGGCGCGGGCGAGCUGGUGCCGCGCUCGCUGGGCGCGGGCCACGUGGUGGCCAAGGUGCGCGCGGUGGACGCGGACUCGGGCUACAACGCGUGGCUGUCGUACGAGCUGCUGCAGCCGGCGGCGGCGGCGGCGGCGGGCGGCGCGCGCGGCCCGUUCCGCGUGGGGCUGUACACGGGCGAGAUCAGCACGACGCGCGCCCUGGACGAGGCGGACGCGCCGCGCCAGCGCCUGCUGGUGCUGGUGAAGGACCACGGCGAGCCGGCGCUCACGGCCACGGCCACGGUGCUGCUGUCGCUGGUGGAGAGCGGGCUGGCGCCCCGCGCGUCGUCGCGCGCGCCCGAGGGCGCGGCGGGCGCGCCGACGGCGCUGCUGGACGUGAACGUGUACCUGAUCGUCGCCAUCUGCGCCGUGUCCAGCCUGCUGGUGCUGACGCUGCUGCUGUACGUGGCGCUGCGCUGCGCGGCGCCGCCGGGCGAGGGCGCGGGCGCGGGCGCGGCCGGGAAGCCGGCGCUGGUGUGCGCCAGCGCGGUGGGGAGCUGGUCGUGCUCGCAGCAGCGGCGGCAGAGGGUGUGCUCCGGGGAGGGCCCGCCCAAGACCGACCUCAUGGCCUUCAGCCCUGGUGUUUCACAGACGGAAGAGUCUCUACAUUCUUCCAGUGAAGUAAGUCAUUGA